This is a messenger RNA of Camarhynchus parvulus, 3014 nucleotides long. RefSeq names its product SH3 domain containing kinase binding protein 1 (gene SH3KBP1). Bases 409 to 2391 code for a protein of 660 amino acids. Gene Ontology annotation, molecular function: protein binding. Lineage: Eukaryota; Metazoa; Chordata; Aves; Passeriformes; Thraupidae. The record is from RefSeq and is a predicted model, not a curated record. The transcript is spliced from 18 exons.
AGCCCGAGCCGCUCCCGCCCCGCGCCCCGCCGCGCUCACCGCCCGCCCCUGCCGCGGCUCGGCGGCGCAGGCUCCUCCGGGCGCUUUCGCCCUGGGCUGCUUUUCCCGGCGGCAGCGGGGACCCAGGUGGCUGCAGGAGCUGAAGGCUGAGCCCCUUCUCUCGCCUGAUUUCUGUAUAUUUCCUUUUUCUCACACACGCCGAGGGAGCCGCGGCGCAGGACGCAGGAUGCAGCCCGGCUGCGGCGGGUGCUGAGCGCGGUGGCCGCCGGAGGAAGGAGCGGCUCUGUCAGCGCCUCCGCUCCGCGCGGCGGCGGCUCGGGCGGUCCCUCGCCCCCUUUCCUCGUCGUGGCCACCCGCCCCAAACUUUCAGCCUGUUGUCGCUGCCAGGCGAAGCCCAGCUCGACAUAAAUGGUGGAGGCGAUAGUGGAGUUUGACUACAAAGCUCAACACGAUGAUGAGCUGACAAUCACUGUAGGUGACAUAAUCACCAAUAUCAAGAAAGAUGAUGGAGGCUGGUGGGAAGGACAGCUCAAAGGCAGAAGAGGUUUGUUCCCUGACAACUUUGUAAGAGAAAUAAAGAAAGACAUGAAGAAAGAAAAUACUGCCAACAAACCACCAGAGAAGCCUAUAAAUGAAGUUUCCAAUGGAAGCCCUUUAUUGUUGUCUGAGACAAUUAUUAGAACCAACAAAAAAGGAGAGAGAAGCAGAAGAAGGAGAUGUCAGGUGGCUUUCAGUUACAUGCCUCAAAAUGAAGAUGAAUUGGAAUUAAAAGUUGGUGACAUCAUUGAAGUUGUGGGAGAGGUGGAAGAGGGCUGGUGGGAAGGUAUCCUUAAUGGGAAGACUGGCAUGUUUCCUUCCAACUUCAUAAAGGAGCUCUCUGAUUCUGAUGAUGUUGGAAUAGCACAGGAGGAGCAACUAAAGUCAAGCCUAAAAGAUGCUACAGGCUCUGAGAGUGAUGGUGGUGACUCUUGCAGUACAAAAUCAGAAGGAGCCAAUGGAGGCACGACAAUCCAACCCAAAAAGGUCAAAGGUGUUGGCUUUGGAGAUAUCUUCAAAGACAAACCCAUAAAGCUACGACCAAGGUCAAUAGAAGUUGAAAACGACUUCCUCCCAGUAGAUAAGAAUGUUGGGAAGAAAUUGCCUCCAGCCACAGCAACUCAGGAGCCAACAAAAAUAGAAGUGGACAGCAGAACAAAAAACAAGGAGUAUUGCAAAGUGAUAUUUCCGUACGAAGCACAGAACGACGAUGAACUCACAAUCCGGGAAGGUGAUGUUGUCACACUUAUCAGUAAGGAUUGCAUUGAUGUGGGUUGGUGGGAAGGAGAACUCAAUGGCAGACGAGGUGUCUUUCCAGAUAACUUUGUCAAGCUACUCCCUUCAGAUUUUGAAAAAGAGAGACCGAAGAAACCACCACCUCCAUCAGCUCCUGUCAUCAAACAAGGAUCAGGGACCACAGAUCGAAAGCUUGAAAUCAAGAAGAUACCACCCGAAAGGCCAGAAUGUCUUCCUAAUCGAACAGAAGAAAAAGAAAGAUCAGAGAGAGAGCAAAAACAGUUAGACUUGCAGAAGCCUUCAGUUCCUGCUAUACCUCCGAAGAAACCUCGGCCCCCCAAAGCCAACGCUGUGAGCCGACCUGGCACCUUGCCCCCGAGACGACCAGAAAGACCAGUUGUGCCUGUGACUCAUGCAAGGAGUGAUAGUCCAAAAGUGGAAUUAGUGGGCAGUACAGUAUCCGGCACUCUAGAGAAAGACUCCUCUGAAAGAAGCAAUGACAUCGACUUGGAAGGUUUUGAUUCUGUAAUACCAAUUGCUGAGAAGCUUAAUCAUCCAACUACAACCAGACCAAAAGCUACUGGCAGGCGACCACCCUCCCAGUCUCUCACAUCUUCAUCCCUUUCAAGCCCUGAUUUCUUUGACUCACCAAGUCCUGAAGAUGAGAAGGAAGAACAUGUUUCCAUUACUCACAAAACUCUUGAAGUGUCAAGGAAAUCAAGAACUGUUACAAUAUCACAAGUGUCUGAUAACAAAACUUCCUUGCCUCCAAAACCAGGAGGUCUGGCUAGUGGCACUAAUGUACAACCAUCACUAUCCCCUUCACCAUCACCUGGAUUUCACUCAAUUGCUAUGGGAACAACAGGCCACAGGUCAAAUUCCCCAUCCCUGUUUGGUACUGAAGGAAAGCCAAAGACUGAGCACUUGAGCCAAGGUCAGACUGCCCUGGAAGAGCUGAGAACACAAAUUAGGGAGCUAAGAACCAUCAUUGAAACCAUGAAAGACCAGCAAAAAAAAGAGAUUAAACAGUUGCUCUCUGAGUUGGAUGAAGAAAAGAAGAUCCGUCUACGGUUGCAGAUGGAAGUUAAUGACAUAAAGAAAGCUCUUCAAUCAAAGUGAAUACUUGAUAGAUGGAAUGUUGCAUUAUUCUUCAUGACUGAGACUCAAAUUUAUGCCCCAGCCAAAAUAACUUUGUGCCAAAUGAUUUAAGAAUUGCCUCAACAUCCCUUUAUUUGAAGGAUUAGCACAACAGUUUUUGAUAGCACAACAAAAAUACCAACAAGAACAAAAUUUCUACCCAAAGCCGUGCUGUGCGGCGCUAGUUGUGACUGAAAUUGAUCUUCUUGUGCUAAAGGCUCUCUACUUCAAGAUCCUAGGUGAAAUGAAAACUCAGGCAGUUUAGUCCAUAGUGGUACUAUUUUGAUGAUAUUUUUCCAUAAAUAAAGUGUAUUUCAGAUUAUCUGUUUACAAGCUUUAUGAUUUUGACUUUCGGUUUUUAAUUGUCUUUUGUCACAGAUUUUAAGAUGUUUGUACUUCAUAUAGCCAGGAAUGAAUGUUAAUGUUGGGGCUGAAGGGAUUAUUUUUGCUUUGAGAUUGAACAGCCUACUUUUCGUUAUGGUUUUAAGUUCUGUUAAAUAUGCAAUUUUUUGUCCCCAGAUCCCCUACAACUUAAACUUACAUUGUGUACAGUAAUGCAUUUACAAGAAGGAAACAAACCAACAGAAGUCUGGUCUUUGCAAUGA